Penicillium pulvis is the source of this 1521-nucleotide messenger RNA. RefSeq names its product DHHC family palmitoyltransferase. NCBI's taxonomy places the organism in Eukaryota, Fungi, Ascomycota, Eurotiomycetes, Eurotiales, Aspergillaceae. The transcript is spliced from 5 exons. The coding region runs from base 133 to 1521 and encodes 462 amino acids. Gene Ontology annotation, molecular function: protein-cysteine S-palmitoyltransferase activity. The record is from RefSeq and is a predicted model, not a curated record. Gene Ontology annotation, biological process: protein targeting to membrane; peptidyl-L-cysteine S-palmitoylation. Gene Ontology annotation, cellular component: endoplasmic reticulum; Golgi apparatus.
AUCAUAUUUGAGCCUCAAUAUGGUCCCGCAUGCCUUCAUUUCCCCGGUCGCAGGCAACAUUAAUAUUUCUAUAUUUACUGGAAUGAUGUUCGGCCCACCGUUCUUCCCAGACCCAAAGACCGCAGCUGCGGGAUGAGUUCCCAGUUUCCGUUGUCUCAAAUGAUUACGUCAGGGGCCGUUCGCAACCUCACCCCAAGGCUUCAACUCUUCAACACCCUACCUUAUGCAUAUCUUUUAGUGUUUCUGUGGAGGCAGACGCAUUUUGGUUCUUCGAUGGCGACCCGCGCACAGAAGCGCGUCAACCUCGCGGUUUCCAAAAUCGUUCCACCCGUGUUGGUCGGGUUUAUGAUUUAUGCCUCUUACGGGGUCACGAAACCAUUAUGCAUUGACUAUCUUAUCCACCCUUUACCUUCCUAUAAUCGAAGACCUCGGGUCGGCGCUGGCGCCGCAAUUAUCGUCAUCUACUACCUCCUCUUAAUACCCAUGCUCGGGACUUACUUCCGACUUCUUUACAGCGUUGUACGGAACCCAGGCUAUCUUCCUCUCGGCGCCGAACGUCUGCAGGCGGAUGCGGCUGAAAAAGGCUCGAAGCCUUCGAUCAAAAGACGCGGUUGGUGGAGCUCAAAGUCUCAAGAGACAGAAAAGGUGGACACGGCUUUGGACUUGGAGCACGGAGGAAACAAGUAUCCUGGUGGUCAAGGAUUACAGGGAGAUGAACUCAGUCUAGAGAGCUUCUAUACGAAAGACGUCUUUGUGUGUCAGGACGAUGGGCGGCCUCAAUAUUGCUCCACGUGCUGCCAAUUCAAGACUGACCGAGCGCAUCAUUGCCGAGAAAUCAAUCGCUGUGUGGCAAAGAUGGACCACUUCUGUCCUUGGGUCGGUGGUGUGGUAUCGGAGACAACCUUCAAGUUCUUUAUUCAGUUUGUGGGCUAUACGGCAAUUUUCUGUAUAUUUGUUCUCAUUGUAACUGCAUACUUCACAGCAGAAGUACGUCGCAAUACUGGAUCCGUCAACCCGCAUUGGUGUGUUUGUCUUGGACUUGGCGCAUUCUUCGGCUUCUUUACCGGCGUCAUGACCCUCAGUUCUAUCCAAAUGGCCAUGGUGAACGUCACCACAAUCGAAAACCUGAGCCGUCGAUCCCGCGUCUGGACCCUCGCAAUCCGAGUCCCCGAGCAUCUACUUGAACGACUCUGGGUCAACGAAUCCGCAUGGGCUCCUACAUUCCGCAUGGUUUCAUACCCGCCGGAAGGAAGCAUAUCACCAUCACAACCCCGACCCACCGAUUCCUCCACAACAGAACGCCACGUCUUCGCCAUCCUGCACACCAGCCCAGGGGAGAAUCCCUUCGAUCUCGGCAUUUGGAAAAACCUGCAACAGGUCAUGGGCUACAGUCUCACUGACUGGCUACUUCCUCUGAAACCGAGUCCUUGUACCGACCACACCAGCCAAGAAAGCGCCUUUGCUCUUGGCCCUGUAGUAACUCGACUCAAGCAGGAAGCGGGCUUAGUAGCGCCGCCAUAG